Messenger RNA from Caenorhabditis briggsae, 609 nucleotides. RefSeq names its product Protein CBR-CEY-1 (gene Cbr-cey-1). NCBI's taxonomy places the organism in Eukaryota, Metazoa, Nematoda, Chromadorea, Rhabditida, Rhabditidae. Gene Ontology annotation, cellular component: nucleus. Gene Ontology annotation, molecular function: nucleic acid binding. The transcript has 3 exons. The coding region runs from base 1 to 609 and encodes 202 amino acids. Gene Ontology annotation, biological process: regulation of gene expression. The record is from RefSeq and is a predicted model, not a curated record.
AUGGCCGAGAAAAACGACGUAGCAGAGCAACCAGCUGAGAAGCCAGUGAAGGCAACGAAGGUCAAGGGAACCGUCAAGUGGUUCAACGUGAAGAAUGGAUAUGGAUUCAUCAACCGCACCGACACCAAUGAGGAUAUCUUUGUCCAUCAGACCGCCAUCAUCAACAACAACCCAAACAAGUACCUGAGAAGUCUUGGAGAUAACGAGGAGGUUCUCUUCGACAUCGUCGAGGGAUCGAAGGGACUCGAGGCCUCUAGCGUCACUGGACCAGACGGAGGACCAGUUCAGGGAUCUAAGUAUGCUGCUGAUCGCGACUCUGAAAAUCCAGGACGUGGACGAGGAGGACGCGGACGUGGAAGACGCGGACGCGGUGGAGUCCGACACGACUCUGGAUCCAGAGAUGCCGAAGAAGGAGGAGCUCCACGUGGCGGUGGCCGCGGAGGAAGCCGUCGUGGCGGAGGUCGUGGCGGAGCCAGAUACAACAGCGGAGGCGAGGAGACAGCUCGUGACCAAGAGGGAGGAGAACGCGGAGGUCGUGGACGUCGUGGUGGACGUGGACGCGGAGGACGCGGACGUGGUGGCCGUGGAGGACAACAAAGCGAUGCUUAG